AUUCAUACAGCCUGGGAUAUGACGUAGACAAAAUAUGCUGGUCUGAGCCCUCCAAGCUCUCCUCUAGCUCAACAAAGUGUAACCUUAAUGCACUUUCCACACAUGAGGGGAAGAAGAGCUUCUGUUUAGAAGACACGAGCCCAGAGUCAGAGGCCCCUUGCCCACCAUGAAGGGAACCUGUGUUAUAGCAUGGCUGUUCUCAAGCCUGGGGCUAUGGAGACUCGCCCGCCCAGAGGCGCAGGGUACGACUCAGUGCCAGAGAGCUGAGCACCCAGUCAUCUCCUAUAAAGAAAUUGGCCCCUGGUUACGGGAGUUCAGAGCGAAGAAUGCUGUGGAUUUCUCGCAGUUAACCUUUGACCCAGGACAGAAAGAACUUGUUGUAGGAGCAAGAAACUACCUCUUCAGGUUACAGCUUGAGGAUCUGUCUCUCAUCCAGGCUGUGGAAUGGGAGUGUGACGAAGCUACCAAGAAGGCCUGUUACAGCAAAGGCAAAUCAAAGGAGGAAUGUCAGAACUACAUCCGGGUGCUUCUGGUGGGUGGCGACCGGUUAUUCACCUGUGGGACCAAUGCAUUCACACCUGUCUGCACCAACCGCUCGUUGAGCAACCUGACUGAGAUCCACGAUCAGAUCAGUGGCAUGGCCCGCUGUCCCUACAGUCCCCAGCACAAUUCCACAGCGCUCCUCACAGCUGGCGGGGAGCUCUAUGCUGCUACGGCCAUGGAUUUUCCAGGACGUGAUCCUGCCAUUUACCGAAGCCUGGGUAUUUUACCUCCUCUCCGCACAGCGCAGUACAACUCCAAAUGGCUCAAUGAGCCAAACUUUGUGUCAUCUUAUGACAUCGGAAAUUUUACCUACUUCUUUUUCCGAGAAAAUGCAGUAGAGCAUGACUGUGGGAAAACAGUGUUCUCCAGAGCUGCCCGGGUGUGCAAGAAUGAUAUUGGUGGGCGCUUCCUGCUGGAAGACACCUGGACCACAUUCAUGAAGGCUCGCCUGAACUGCUCCCGUCCUGGGGAAGUCCCCUUUUACUACAACGAAUUGCAGAGCACUUUCUUCCUGCCUGAGCUGGAUUUGAUCUAUGGCAUCUUUACCACCAAUGUGAACAGCAUCGCGGCCUCAGCUGUGUGCAUCUUCAACCUGAGCGCCAUCGCACAGGCCUUCGCCGGGCCCUUCAAGUACCAAGAGAACUCGCGCUCGGCCUGGCUACCGUAUCCGAACCCAAACCCCAACUUCCAGUGCGGCACCGUGGACCAGGGCCUGUACGUGAACCUGACCGAGAGAAAUCUGCAGGAUGCUCAGAAGUUCAUUCUGAUGCAUGAGGUGGUGCAGCCGGUGACCACAGUGCCCUCCUUCAUGGAGGACAAUAGCCGCUUUUCCCACGUGGCCGUCGACGUGGUGCAGGGCAGAGAAGCGCUCGUCCACAUCAUCUAUUUGGCCACAGAUUACGGAACCAUUAAGAAAGUGCGGGCGCCCCUGAAUCAGACCGCAAGCAGCUGUUUGCUGGAAGAGAUUGAGCUCUUCCCUGAGAGGCGGAGGGAGCCCAUCAGGAGCCUGCAGAUCCUGCACAGCCAGAGCGUCCUGUUCGUGGGCCUGCGGGAGCACGUGGUCAAGAUCCCCCUGAAGAGGUGCCAGUUCUACCGCACACGCAGCACCUGCAUUGGGGCCCAGGACCCUUACUGUGGCUGGGACGUGGUGAUGAAGAAAUGCACAAGCCUGGAGGAGAGCCUGAGCAUGACGCAGUGGGAACAGAGCACCUCUGCAUGUCCGACCAGGAAUCUCACCGUGGAUGGACACUUUGGCGUGUGGUCUCCGUGGACGCCUUGCACGCACACAGAUGGCAGUGCCGUGGGAUCCUGCCUCUGUCGAACCCGCUCCUGCGACAGCCCAGCCCCCCAGUGUGGUGGCUGGCAGUGUGAAGGCCCUAGCAUGGAGAUCGCCAACUGUUCCAGGAACGGAGGCUGGACUCCCUGGACGUCGUGGUCUCCCUGCAGCACUACCUGUGGGAUCGGCUUCCAGGUGCGGCAGCGCUCCUGCAGCAACCCCACUCCCAGGCACGGGGGCCGGGUGUGCGUGGGACAGAACCGCGAGGAAAGGUACUGCAAUGAACAUUUGCUAUGUCCCCCACACAUGUUCUGGACAGGCUGGGGUCCUUGGGAACGGUGCACAGCCCAGUGCGGGGGUGGCAUUCAAGCUCGCCGCAGGACCUGUGAGAAUGGGCCUGACUGUGCAGGCUGCAAUGUGGAGUACCAGCCUUGCAACACCAACCCGUGUCCCGAGCUGAAGAAGACCACACCCUGGACACCGUGGACGCCUGUCAACAUCUCUGACAGGCUUUCUGGGGAUUUCCUGCGUGCUGGCAGAUACUCUGCCCACACGGUCAACGGGGCUUGGUCAGCCUGGACGUCGUGGUCACAGUGCAGCCGUGACUGCAGCAGGGGCAUUCGGAACCGGAAGCGUGUUUGCAACAACCCCGAACCCAAGUAUGGGGGAAUGCCUUGCCUCGGCCCAUCUCUAGAAUAUCAGGAAUGCAACAUUUUGCCCUGCCCAGUGGAUGGCGCGUGGUCUUGCUGGUCCCCCUGGACGAAAUGUUCAGCAACAUGCGGCGGUGGACACUAUAUGAGGACCCGCUCUUGCUCCAAUCCGGCCCCGGCCUAUGGAGGGGACAUCUGCCUGGGGCUGCACACAGAAGAGGCACUCUGCAACACGCAGCCCUGCCCAGAGAGCUGGUCAGAGUGGUCGGACUGGUCUGAGUGCGAAGCCUCUGGUGUCCAAGUCCGUGCCCGCCAGUGCAUCCUCCUGUUCCCCGUGGGCAGCCAGUGCUCCGGGAACACCACGGAGAGCCGGCCGUGUGUGUUUGGCUCUAAUUUCAUCCCAGAAGUAUCUGUGGCAAGAUCCAGUAGCGUAGAAGAGAAAAGGUGUGGAGAGUUCAACAUGUUCCACAUGAUCGCCGUGGGGCUGAGCAGCUCCAUCCUUGGCUGCCUCCUCACCCUGCUUGUCUACACCUACUGCCAGCGGUACCAGCAGCAAUCCCACGAUGCGACUGUCAUCCACCCCGUCUCACCCGCCCCCCUUAAUACCAGCAUAACCAACCACAUCAACAAACUGGACAAGUACGACUCGGUGGAGGCCAUCAAGGCAUUUAACAAAAACAACUUGAUCCUAGAGGAAAGAAACAAAUACUUCAACCCACAUCUCACUGGGAAGACCUAUUCUAACGCCUACUUUACAGAUCUCAAUAAUUAUGAUGAGUACUAACAGUUCUUAUGUUUUUGGCUUCUUGUAAAUCCCCAGUUCCUCAAGGCCUGUGCCCCAUGACUGCCCAUGUUUCUGAGGCUUCAGAAUUGAAGUUUGGAUACAUUUCAAGUGCAUUUCAAGCCACCGGAGUGUCCCAUUGCUGCCAAAAGUACACAUUUUUAAAAGCAACAAAAAUUGAAAUAGGACAUCGUGAAAAUCUUGACCGUUGUUGAAUGAGUCAGGGUGUGAAGUUUUUAAUUGUGUUCAUCCUGUUUUUCUGAUAAGUCCCUUGGUUUGUUUUUUGAGCUUUAUUUUAUAAAUGUGCCACCCACAUUGGAAGGAGUCUUUAGAAAUAUGAAUGUCUUCUUGCUUUGGGGUGUAAAUCUUCAUGAUGUUUUAAUUCAAGAAAAUAGGCACUUUUUUCUGAGAGACCUGCUCCCUCCACAAGAAGUGCUUAGGUCCAUAAUAUUUCAAAACAUGAAGAAAAAGAAUGUGGCCAAACAAUUAUUCACCAUGGAUCGCCCAACUUCCCAAAUCUGGAUAAAGCUAUGGGAUUCUUGGAAGCAGCUUAUGUGUUUUCAUCUUGCCUGGGAAGCGCAGGAAUUCUACCUGGCCCACAUCUGCAUAGGUUACAGUUGACUGUGAGGCUCACCUUGCUCCUGAUGCAGUUUCUGUGCCAUUGCUGGUGGAGGGAGCGGAGUAGAGGUGCAGGCACAAGGAAGCGUGGAUGUGUUCUGCAGGUUGCUGCAAAACUCGCCUUAUUCUGACUUUUGGAUUUCAUGGCAUUCUAGGAAGUUCCUUGCCAUGCUGUUGACCUGGAAGCCCACCCGUCUGGUCCAUAGUAAUGUCCUGAAGAGCCAGUCUGUAAAAUAACCAACCACUUACUUAGCGUUUGGAUAGACUCCACACCUCCUCUCUCCCUGCAAAGAAAAGUCUUGAACAUUUAUGAUGUCAAUUAGUGAAAGUAUUGAAAAUACUAAAUUAUAACUAAAAGCAACUUUUUAUGUUAUAGAGAAUAUUGAAAGAACUGAUAUUAAUGAUAACCAAUGUUUUAUUUUUCAUCUCUCUGAUAUAACCAAUGUGUGGGCAAUCAGCCCCUACCAAGAGCAUUAAUGCCAUGUAAAGCUGGCUUUCUGGAGUCCACCAAGUCCAUACGAAGUGGUACCCCCAGUUUCUGCUGUUACUUGCUGCCUCCAGGCCAGGGGAGCAGGAGAUGCUCAGCUCUGGUGCCUUUUCUUUUAUUUCAGUGCUGCCUUCCCACCCACCCAGUCCAUCCACCCUCACCUCUCCCUGCAUGGAGGCAACAGCAUUUCAAGAUGCACCUUGGGAAGUCAGGAUAGCCGGAAGUAAGGGUUUUUGGGAUCCCUGUGGUCUCAUCGUUGAUCAUCAAUAAGCAUUUAAGAGUGUGAUAACACCAUUCACAGAGGUCCCCGGAAAAAAAUAUGUAUGUUUCUCACAAACAACUGAUACAUAACAUAUGGCAGUUGGUUGAAUAAAUAUUGAAAAUAAUAACACGACUGAAAAAGUUCAUCUGAUGCCUCUGAGCAUGUGAUAAAGUCCUGGGUGGACAUGGAAAUGUGUUCUUACUGACAAAUGAACCUUCAGAUCUAUGAAAAAAUAUAUAGUAGGGGUACUAAGGAACACAGAAUUUUAUUAGCAUAUGUGCUUUUACCCUUACCCUAGUUUCCAAUUUAAAGAAACAAUUUCAGAAAGUGUUAGAAGAAUUCUGUGUUUAAUAAUGAAUAUUGUUGAGUUCAAAAUAUAAAUAUACCCAAAUUUACAGAAAUGACACGGUAUUGAAAUGGCAGGUGGGCUCUGUAAGUUCUUUUGGAUUGCAAGUAAAUGACAUUCAGGGUCUUUGCAGUGGGGACUUCAUGUUGCCUCUCACGCAUUCCUCAUAUGUCAGAGUCUUCUGUCUAUAUACACAUGAUCAAAGCCCAUACUCAGUAGGGGAAAUCUAGCCAGCUCGUUCUCUAAUUGUUCCUAGGUUGGAUUUUCAUCAGGUAUUUCAACUCAUCUCAUCACUUUCUUGUAAGAAAAAAAAAAAAAUCACUAUGUAGCACAUUUUAGUUAUUUUUUUAGUCUUCUUCCCUAAUAUUUUGUAAGCUUAAAGGGACAUUUUAUUUUCCCUGGGAAAGAGAAUUCUAAUAUUUCAAGAAUACUUCACUGGAAUUGAUGGGAAAUGGUUUCUAAAUGCCAUCGAAGCUGGUCUUUAAUGAAUAUUUUGCAGUGACUUGGGAAAACACCCUCCCUCGCUACAGGAUCUUCGUGUUGUUAAUAAUAUAAUAUAAACCUUUGAAAUUAGCAUUGCAAAAGAAUCCCAUUUUUGUUUCCUACCACACUGUUCACAGGAACAUUGUUUCUCUCUCUUCCUUUCUUUCUCUCUUUUAUUUGACAGAAUAGCAAGUGUUUAGAUAAUUUCAGGUAUAUUCUAAGUAUUUUUACCAGCUGUGGAAUAAGUUGUGUUUCUCCAUCACUGUGUAGCUCCUGUUCACGUGUUCUGGCUCCAUACUCCACGCCUAAUGAGUGAACCCUUCCACGUUGGGCUUUCACAGUGCGAUCUCUCCCCUGUGUUGGAACCUCCUUCAUAAAGCCGCUCUUCCUUAGGACUGGGCUGUUUGGGAGUCCUGGUGAAACUUUGUGGUUCACAUUUUAAAUUCCUGAAUGACCUUUUCAUUCUCUCUUUAUCUUUGUUUUUGUCCUUCAUUCCCUCCUUUUGUUCUUCCUUCCUGCCUUUUCUUCUUUCCUUUCUUCUUUAAUUAUUCCCUUAUUCUUUUUAUUUUUCUUUUCUUUUUUUUUUUUUUUUUUACAAGUGGAACAAAAAGUAACAAAUAAUUUUAAGCUACACCUGUCUGUACCUGAUGUAAAAUGACAUUAAUCACUAUUUAACUUCUAAAGUUAUUUCUGAAUAUAGUUGGAGAUUGGCUGGUUUUCAUGAGGAAGCUGGCUUUAGUCUUACAUUUAAAUUCUUUGAAAGUGACUCCCAGUACUAUUCAGGGUCCUUUCUUGAGGCUAGACUCAUCACCAUCUAAUAUUGAUUUUACAGUGUACUGACAGUUUACAGGAAGGAGAACAGAAUUUCUGUACACUGUACAACAUGUGGGCUUCCUUUAGCUCCAGGGACAUGUGACUUUGGUGAAACUGGGAUUUUGUAACCUCUGAAUGAUAUGGACUUAGUGAAUUCUAAGGAACUCAUGGGGCACGUGGUCAGGCUCCACCGCACGGAAGAGCCACAGUCUUCAGACUCAUGGCAUUCCUUCCAGAACUCCCCAUUCCACUCCGAGCAUAUUUCUAUGCUGCUGCUUCUUGUGACUUAUAUGAGGCAUCUCAGCUUCCUCAUAUGUGUGAAGAUGUUUCCCUAAGUCUGUUCAAGUAGACUCUCGCUAGAGUUAGCAUUCAUAUUUGAGGGAAAUAAAGAGCAUUUAAUGUGUUUGUGUGGGGCUGAGGUUCUAAAAGAAUUGAAAAGAGAUGAUGAACAUUGAAUGAAGGUGAGGGCAUCCCUGCCGGGGAGAAACCUCUGUCCCUAAGGAGAGUCCAUUCAUAUGUUCAUAUGGUCUGGGAUGAACCAGGGGUCUGGCCCCAUCGGGUCACAGGUGAUGGCAAAUAGAAAAGAAGCAAAUGAAGGAAACAGUCGGAUAAGUAGGUGACAUGAAAGGCGGGACCUGGUUACCUCCGUGAGUGCUAUGGACAGUUCCCAGAAACGGUGGCCCACUUCACAGGUCCAUGGGUCUGACCCUUGGAUUCUGCCAGGAUCAACUGCCCUGAGUAGCAGAGUUUUAGUCAAGGGCGUCCUUACUUCCUCAUUCAUCUGCAAAAGGAUGGAAAUUGUGGGAGUCAGAGCCUAUUUUGCUGAGUGUUCCCACUGGAGUCUCUGGUAGAAUUAGUGAGUCAUGUUGUCAAAGUCAUGGACAAAGGCUGGGUGCCCUGGCUCAUGCCUAUAAUCCCAGCACUUUGGGAGGACACGGUGGGCGGAUCACCUGAGCUCAGGAGUUUGAGACUAGCCUGGGCAACAUGGUGAAACCCUGUCUCUACAAAAUAUGCAAAAAAUUAGCCAGCCAUCGUGGUGCACGCCUGUGGUCCCAGUUUCUUGGGAGGCUGAGGCCGGAGGAUCAUUUGAGCCCUGGAGGUUGAGGUUGCACUGAGCUGAGAUCAUAUCACUGCACUCCAACCUGGGUGACAGAGAGACCAUGUCUCAAAAAAAAAAAAAAAAAAGCAAAGUCUCAGUGACGUUCUCCAUGUCCCCAAGUGGCCCUCUAAGGGGAUCAUUAGCAUAUAAUCGAAUAUCAAAGGGAAUUUUACCUUAAACAUAUAUCAAGUCUAUACUUAGCUAAUCAUUUUAUCUAAACACAGCCUUGUUGGCAUUUGAAUUUACAAAUAUUCAUUUGCUUAUUUGCAGUGUUCCUUUUGCUUUUAGAAUAAAUCAUAAAUAUUUCCCCAAUACUGUCAAGAUAUUUAGUCAUCAACGUUGUCCCUGGGCCAUCAGCUUUCUUUAGGCUCCGGGUGUCAUUCACAUUUCAAUGGGGUUUUUCUUGUGUGUGGUGUUGGGGGUAACUCCACUGACCUCAGCAUUUCUAUCUCAAGAGACGGCUCUGGAACACAGAACCAGAGGCAGCAGCUACCAAUGGUUGAUAAAAUAAACUGCAACUGCCUGACCAUUUUCCACAUGGCAGGGCUGUGCUUAAGCCCCACACCUCCAAUAAUCAAUGUCUAUGAAGGUAUCAAUAACCUUAACUGUAUGCAAAUUCUUCACCACUUACAAUAUGGUACAAACUGGAGUUUACAGAUGGCCUCGGCCAUGCCUGCCCAUUCGUUCAUCCUAACUUCUUCAUCACUUCCUGGUGUACUCGGGGAAGCAUGUUGAUACAACAUUGCCGAUGUUUGAUUACCUGUGGUUAUCUGUAAUUACCUAUGCUUAUCUUGUCAUACACUAGAUGCCAUUUGAGCCCCUUACUUCUUUGGGCAGUGGGUGAAAUGGGAGAACAUAGAAAAAUGUUCACUUUGACCUAAGAAAUGCACAAAAGGGAAUGCCAUGCACGAUGUAAGAUAAAAUAUUUGGAGACAGGGGAUCAUCGUGAAAUUUAUUUCUGCUAUUCUCACCUAUUGAGGUCAUUAAUUAUAAUUGAUUUAAAUAUUUUUUUAAACUCUACAAAUACUGAGCCAAGGAAUUCAGGUUAUGUGCUCUGUUAACCUAAUGAAGCAAAGGAAAAUAUGUUGCUUUAAUCCUUGCUUGUUAACCUAAUAAAGCAAAGGAAAAUAUGUUGCUUUAAUCCUUGCUGCUUUUCUCGUUUGGUGAUAGAAAAGGUAAACAAGAUGUAAUGUUGAACUGCUGGUGAUGAUUUCUAAACUGACUCUUUCAUACUGCUUUCCUGCGGACUUAUAUUAAAGAUGCAUUGUACACAUUGUUUUAGCAGAUAGACCAGAGGUAUAUUCAGUGGUCACCUGUUGCAUUAUCAGAAAUGUGGUAUGUGUUACAGGAGCAUGAGGAAGAGAAUCCUAUCCUCUUUUGAAAAUAGAGUUCACAUUGCAAGUGACAUAGAGCAUUCUCAAAACCAAAUUCAGAGCCUGGCACAAAAUGUACAGUUCCUAGUGAAAGCUGUCUCAAAACACAGUCUUUUUGAUAGAUCAUAUUAGAUCAUAUCUGCCAUAGAAAGGCUUACUCCCUGCAAUCGGAGUCAAUAUCAAUUCUUGCUCAAGCAAACAUGUUUUACUGUGUUGGUGCAAUGGCAGGAACUAGUCAAGGGUACUUUCAGACCUGGAAGGAGGAAAGAGGAGGUAGAAAAUCACUCUUUUGUGCUUCUUAAACUGUCAGUCAAGAAAAUUUAUUCCACCCCUUCAUAUUUGCUCUAAAAUCUGGGGCCAGUAGUUCAAAUGUGAUCCUGUUCUUUCUCAGCCUUUUGCAAUUUAAUGCCAAAUGGUCCAAAUGUUAGAUGAAUGGCGGUAAUAAAAUGAUUCAAAUGUUAAAUAAAUACAAGCUGAGAGCAAAAUCUGAACUCUGAAAAAUCAGAACUAUUCUAUCAUGUUGCUAAAAUGAGAGCAUCAUUUUCUCCCCUCUCUGUUAGUGCGGAUAAUUUAAUUUCCUAGAAAAAGUUGCUAGUGCCUUGUUUACGAUGAUCAUUUAUCAUUUCAUGUGGAUACUAUUGGUCCAAUUAGAAGCAGAGAUUGAUUGGAUUUACUUUAAAGAAAAUUAUUCUCCUAUGCCUCUUUGAACUCAGGAAUAGAAAAUGAUCGAGAAGCACAUCAUCUUCAGAUGUGAUUUUUGCCCUCAUUGGGGAUGUAGAACCAGAAUAAGUACAAUAUAUGUUCAGAAGAGAGGUGACCUCAGUAUUAGCCUUCUAGAAACUAACAUCACUUUAAUUUUUACAUGUUCCAAAAAAACAUGAUAGCGUUUGUUCUGUAAUAAGAAUGUCAGCAUGAUGCCUGUAGAAGGUAGAGGUUUUCGUUUCUGUUUAUCUUCAGACAAGUCCAUAGAUAGAGGAAUAUCAGACACAGGCUGGUGACAACUGGCAUAGAUACAGUGAGCACGGAAUGAGAACCACCUACAGCAUUGCCUGAUUAUUUUUAAGUUCAUAUCAAAACUGCUUCACAAGUUCACAAACGUUGUCACUCUUAAUUUGGGUUAAGAAAAGUAUUAGUAUUAUCUCUACUGAAGUUGAUUGCUUUUCUCUUGUACUGUGACUGUUGGCCAAAAGCAAGCUGAACUUCUGCACUUUGAAACAAAGCACAGUAUGAACCUUUAACCCAACCACCUAGUUUCACCACUGAGAUUCUACAUCAUCGGCAAGAAAAUGCACAAACUUGGUCCAAUGUUGGAUUCUUCAAAAGUGCAUAGCAAAACUUUUGUGCUAUGCAGCUUGAUGUGACUUUUAAAGAUGUUAUCAAAUGUUAAAUGCCUCAUUCUGUGUUAAUUUGCUGUUGGCUGUUUUGUGACACAAAAUAAACUUAUUUGAGAUUGUUUCUUUUUUUUUUUUUUUUUUUUGUUAACCUUCUCUAAAGCCAAUUUCAGCCCUUGGUAAGCUUGCAGACAAGCUGCAGACAAGUUACUGAUCUUAAAUUUAAUUUUGAAAGAUAAUGUAUCUUAAUUACAAUUUAGCUUUUUAAAACAAUGAGACAACUUUACAUUUCCCCUUUGUUUUAAUGAGAAAAUGGAUCUUGGGUUGCUCUGCUAGAACGCUUGUGGAUUGCUGGGUCCUUCCUAAGGGGGCCAUGGGCACACCACACUUUCUUUCAAUCCUUACAUUUGAACGAUUGAUAGUCUUCAAAACCUUCUUGUUAGAUGUACGCAAUAGAAAUUUCUAAUGGUCAUGACUUCUAUCUUUCCUGUCCAUCAAUUCACUGGUUUUCAAUGCUUCCCGAGAUAGCUGUCUAGGUCUGUAUCCCAGAUCAUUGCUUAAUGACACCUGACAGAUACAGUGUUUUCUGAAAUCAGCUUAAGACACCAAUUGUGGCAACUGGAAGCUCAUCACCUGCUACAUUGGAUCAACUAUGGAAGUCGGAGUAGGGGUGGGUGGAGGUUACCUAACCAACCAGUGGAAGUCAACUCACACCUGCUCCAAGCCUCAACUUUGAGAAACAAACAUGUUUAUAAGAAAGAAAAACAUAGCUAUUAUUACAGGAGUGAAUAUAUUGUGCUCUCUUACUGCUCUUGGUGCAUUGCCAGUUUCUGUAUCUCAACCCUGUUCAUCAUCUUUAUGAAAAAGCAUUCUGAAGAUCUAUCCUCAGCACUGCUGAGUACGCAGUCACCCUUUCCUAGCAACCCCCUUCUUACCAUCUCUAGCUGCCGUUUGUGUGGGGAAUAAAACGAGGGAAUCCUGAUUAUGUACAGUAUAAAUUGUAUUAUAUUUUUUGUACUUAUGUUUUAUGUAAAUAGUUUGUCUCAUUCAAUUGUAUGUGAGCAUUGAAAUAAAUCCUACCGUUGAGGAGACAA
Messenger RNA from Mandrillus leucophaeus (drill), 11156 nucleotides. RefSeq names its product sema domain, seven thrombospondin repeats (type 1 and type 1-like), transmembrane domain (TM) and short cytoplasmic domain, (semaphorin) 5A (gene SEMA5A). The record is from RefSeq and is a predicted model, not a curated record. Gene Ontology annotation, biological process: semaphorin-plexin signaling pathway; negative regulation of axon extension involved in axon guidance; axon guidance. The transcript is spliced from 22 exons. Lineage: Eukaryota; Metazoa; Chordata; Mammalia; Primates; Cercopithecidae. Gene Ontology annotation, molecular function: chemorepellent activity; semaphorin receptor binding. The coding region runs from base 167 to 3253 and encodes 1028 amino acids.